This is a messenger RNA of Spinacia oleracea (spinach), 2575 nucleotides long. RefSeq names its product condensin complex subunit 2. Lineage: Eukaryota; Viridiplantae; Streptophyta; Magnoliopsida; Caryophyllales; Amaranthaceae. Gene Ontology annotation, molecular function: chromatin binding. Gene Ontology annotation, cellular component: condensin complex. The transcript has 14 exons. The record is from RefSeq and is a predicted model, not a curated record. Gene Ontology annotation, biological process: mitotic chromosome condensation. Bases 152 to 2212 code for a protein of 686 amino acids.
GAUCUAACAUCAACAUUAUUCCACUGGAUUUCACAUAUUUUCAAACAACACUGAAAAAAGCUACUCCGUACGAGUAUUCAAUUUCCCCAGAAUUCAAAAAUCGAUCUUCCCCCCUCUUUCUCUCCCAAAAACCGAAAGCAAAGGUACAAAUAUGGCGGAAACCCUAAGCCCAAAUCCUGUACAAAAACAACGUGCAACAAUUUCUACCCGCCUUCAAUCUCCGACAAGCCCCUUCUUCUUAGGCUCCAACGACGACAAACUUGAACGCGCUCAAGCUCGCGCCGCACGCGCCGCCGCCGUCCGCCGUAAACUUGCUGAAGAUGCUUUUCUUCCUCCGCCUCCUUCUUCUCCAUCAAAUUCUUGCCUUGAUGGUGCCCAAAUCAUGGAGUUGUUCCGCAAUUGCAUCAAGCUCGCCAGUGAAAAUAAAAUCAAUCAGAAGAAUACCUGGGAGCUUAAGCUUAUAGAUCAUCUCAGUGAGAUUAUCAAAGUUGAAGAUGAAAAAGAUACUGAGACCAACUUUCAGAAGGCAAGUUGUACACUGGAAGCUGGGGUGAAAAUUUAUGCAUUGAGGGUAGAUUCGGUACAUUCUGAAGCUUAUAAAGUCCUUGGUGGAAUCAGUAGAGCUGGACUUAAUGAUCAACAAGAAACUUCAGCGGAAGGAGACAAUGACAACAAUGAGCAGGAUGUCAAUCAGCCCAAAAAGGAUUCAGAGAGGAAGCUAUCACCUCUGUCAACGCUGGAAUCAUCUUUCGAGGCUUUGAAUGUCAAGAAGCUUGAUGUUGCUUUUGCAGUGGAUCCUCUGUAUCAUCAGACAACUGCACAAUUUGAUGAGGGUGGGGCAAAGGGUCUUCUCCUAAAUAACCUUGGAAUUUAUGGAGGGUGUCGAGUACUUUUUGAUUCACAAGAGAUUCCAGCAAAGUGCAUUUCUUCAACUAAUGAUACUAAUUCUUCCAAUCGAAUCGAUAUCUCUUUUGCUGGAGAAUGCAUUGACCAAAUGGUAGCCAAUGUGAACACAAAGAAAGAUAUAUGUCCUACUUUCAGUGCUAUAGUACAACAGCUUGAUGAAUAUAGUUUGCAACAAAGGCAACAUCAGAGUAGUCAGGACUCUGUGUGCGAAGUUGAUGAUAUCACGGUUGAGUUGAAUGGAGUGAAUGAUAUAAAUGGUGACAGAGGUUGUGAGUUGGAUGACGGUUCAUAUGAUAAUGGCGAGGCUUGUUCAUUUGAUCACAACGAUGAUGCAUAUCAUGCUGAUGACGGUUUUGACCCCGGUGAUCAAAAUUUGGCUGAUCAGUAUGAGGAACAAGAAACAUCUAUGUCCAGCGAAUUUGAUGAAUAUGACAGAUUGGACAAUGUUGCUUCCCUUCUUUUGGGAGCUUCUGGAGUGAUAUCAACUCAUAAUGCAUGGGCUGGACCUGAACAUUGGAAGUAUCGAAAGUCUAAGACUGUAGGUACUGAGAGUGUUACUGCUCAAGACACUGAGUUGGUUUCUGCAGCCAAAAGACAGAAAACAAAAAAAGCUUCUGAAGCAGAUAUUGAUUUUACGAAAGCUUUGGAUGAAGGCAUGCCAGAUAUUUUCGCUCCUCCUAAAAAUCUAAAGUCAUUAUUGCUUCCUGCUAAAAAAGUGCCUUGCUCCAACAAACUUCCAGAGGAUUGCCAUUACCAUCCUGAGGAUCUUGUGAAGUUGUUUCUCCUUCCAAAUGUUAUGUGCCUUGGGAAGAGAAGAAGACGAAGAAGAGUGGCAGAUAAUGGCUCUUGGCAAGAAGGGAGUGAUUUUAGUGGAGCACUUCCUGCGUGGGAUAAUGACAGUUCUUGCAGUGGCCCUGAUAACGAUGGUUAUGCUCACAGUGACAUAGAGGAGCAGGAUGUACUGGUCUCUCAGCCUCGUCAGGUCAACAAAAUUGAAGUUCAUUAUGACAAAACUGCAAAGCAAGUUGAUGUACAUUUGCUGAAGGAGACACUUUGGGGUCACAUACAUGAGUUCGUUCAAGCACCUGAAAUGAAUGAUCCUGAAGAUGCCAUAUCUUUCAACCAAGUGUUAGCUACCUUCCCUGAUGAUUGUGGUGCAGCAGCAGCCCGUGAUAUAUCACCUCAUCUAUGUUUUAUUUGCCUUUUGCAUCUGGCCAAUGAACACGGCUUGAGGAUCCAAGGCUGCACUAACAUGGAUGACCUCAGUAUACAUCUUCCUGUCUCUUCCCAGAACACAGAUUUAUAGCUGAGUGCCUGAGUUCAAUGCAUACUUUUGUGUUCGACGCUCAACAACAGACCUUGUAAUCAUUAACCAGUGUGACAAGUUUUAAUUGUGUUGUGUAUAGCUACACCACCUCCCCUUCAUCGAAGUGGCAUCACAAUAAUCACAGGAAGUAAUUGAAAUUACAUCAGCAGCAGAUAUAUUCCGGUUGUGGUGUUUUUGGUUAGUCGUUUUCUGUUCGAUGUAUCUUCCACAUUUGGCAUCUGCAAUGUAAGCCAAAGAAUUUGUAAUGUAGACCUACAUGAUGUGCGAGUCUCAAAAUAGUAAUAUGAUAUUGUAAUUCUUUUGGCUGUGUGUUGAUCAAAAUAAUAUGAUACGGAGUAUGUA